This is a messenger RNA of Neomonachus schauinslandi (Hawaiian monk seal), 3354 nucleotides long. RefSeq names its product coiled-coil domain containing 158 (gene CCDC158). The record is from RefSeq and is a predicted model, not a curated record. NCBI's taxonomy places the organism in Eukaryota, Metazoa, Chordata, Mammalia, Carnivora, Phocidae. The coding region runs from base 1 to 3354 and encodes 1117 amino acids. The transcript has 23 exons.
AUGGAACAAAAAGCUGGUGAAUCAAAUAAUGAUCUUUUAUCAAGUAGUGGUGUCACAUCCAAUGGAGGUUCUUCAAGUCCAUUUUUUAUGUCAUCUAUUCGUGGUACAAUAAUUGAAAACACAUCUUCAGCUGGGACAUUGACACAAAUUCCUUUUUUCCCCAAAUACGAAGUGGAACUUGAUUCUCCUAGAAAAGUCAUCCCAUACCCUGGAAAGGAACACAUUGAACGUGUUUUGGAAGAAUAUUCACAUCAAGUCAAAGAUCUGCAGAGAAGACUAAAUGAAAGCAAUGAAUUGCGUGAGAAACAAAAGUUUUACUUAAGGCAGUCAGUCAUUGAUUUGCAAACAAAACUUCAAGAGAUGCAAAUGGAGAGAGAUGCCAUGGCUGACAUCAGACGAAGGGAGAGUCAGUCCCAGGAGGAUUUAAGAAAUCAGCUUCAAAAUACAGUUCAUGAACUUGAAGCUGCCAAAUGCCUUAAGGAGGACAUGCUGAAAGAUAGCAACGCACAAAUAGAGCAGCUGAGAAAGAUGAUGCUUGGCCAUGAGGGAGUGCUUCAAGAAAUCCGAUCAAUCCUAGCUGACUUUGAAGAAGCCUCAGGCAAGAAAAUAUAUGAACACGAGAGCGUGUCUACUCUCCACUUCCGCAACAUGGGCUCGGCUAUUAGUAAAAUCCUAAGAGAAUUAGACACAGAGAUUUCUUAUCUUAAAGGGAGGAUAUUUCCAGUAGAGGAUCAGCUUGAAGCACUGAAGUCUGAAUCACAGAAUAAAAUAGAAUUGCUUCUUCAACAACAUCAAGAUAGGAUUGAGCAGUUAAUAAGUGAACAUGAAAUCGAAAUAACAGGACUUACCGAGAAAGCUAGCAGUGCUCGAAGUCAAGCCAAUAGCAUCCAGAGUCAACUGGAAAUCAUUCAAGAACAAGCAAGAAACCAAAAUUCAAUGUAUAUGCGCCAGCUCAGUGAUCUGGAAUCUACUGUUUCUCAGCUACGUUCUGAGUUAAGAGAAGCCAAAAGGAUGUAUGAAGACAAGAUAGAAGAGCUUGAAAAGCAGUUAGUCCUUGCCAACUCAGAGCUAACCGAGGCACGGACAGAACGUGACCAGUUCAGUCAGGAAUCUGGAAAUUUGGAUGAUCAGCUUCAAAAGCUGUUGGCUGAUCUACAUAAAAGAGAGAAGGAGCUGAGUCUGGAGAAGGAGCAGAAUAAGCGUCUGUGGGACCGGGACACGGGCAACAGCAUCACCAUUGACCACCUGCGGCGGGAGCUGGACGACAGGAACAUGGAGGUGCAGCGCCUGGAAGCCCUCCUCAAGGCCAUGAAGAGCGAGUGUCAGGGCCAGAUGGAACGGCAGAUGGCAGCAAUUCAGGGAAAGAAUGAAAGUCUAGAAAAAGUGUCCUCCUUGACUGCUCAGCUUGAAUCCACCAAAGAGAUGCUCCGCAAAGUGGUGGAAGAGUUGACCGCCAAGAAGAUGACCCUGGAGAGCUCAGAGAGGACCGUAUCGGACCUGACCGCUUCACUCCAGGAAAAAGAGAGAGCCAUUGAGGCUACCAAUUCAGAGAUCACAAAGCUGCGCUCCCGGGUGGACUUGAAAUUGCAGGAGCUACAGCACUUGAAAACAGAGGGAGAUCACCUCAGAAACGUGCAGACCGAGUGUGAGGCCCUCAGGCUACAGAUGGCAGAGAAGGACAAGGUGAUCGAGAUUUUGCGACAGCAGAUUGAAAACAUGACACAGCUGGUUGGCCAGCAUGGACGAACUGCUGGCGCCAUGCAAGUAGAAAAGGCUCAGCUCGAGAAGGAGAUCAAUGAUAGGAGACUGGAGCUACAGGAAUUCAAGAUUUUAAAAGAUAAAAAAGAUGCAAAGAUACGGGAGCUUGAGGCCCGAGUGAGUGACCUGGAGCUGGAAAAGGUGAAGCUGGUUAAUGCAGGCUCUGAGAGGCUCCGUGCAGUGAAGGACAUCAAACAGGAGAGAGAUCAGUUAUUAAAUGAGGUGAAAACUAGUAGGAGUGAGUUAAACAGUCUUACAGAGGACUAUGAAGUCUUAAAAAGGAAUUUUCGAAACAAAACUGAAGAAAUGGAAGCUACUACAAAUAAACUGAAAAUGCAAUUAAAAUCUGCACAGUCUGAACUUGAACAAACAAGAAAUACAUUAAAGUCAAUGGAAGGAUCCGAUGGUCAUGCUAUGAAAGUGGCAAUGGGGAUGCAAAAGCAAAUCACAGCUAAAAGAGGUCAAAUAGAUGCCCUUCAGAGCAAGAUACAGUUUUUGGAAGAGGCAAUGACAAAUGCAAAUAAGGAAAAGCAUUUUCUAAAAGAAGAGAAGAAUAAAUUGAGCCAGGAACUGAGUACGGUUGCAACAGAAAAAAACAAGAUGGCUGGAGAGCUGGAGGUCCUGAGAUCCCAGGAACGCCGUUUGAAAGAAAAGGUUGCUAAUAUGGAAGUAGCUCUUGAUAAGGCAUCUUUGCAGUUUGCAGAAUGUCAAGAUAUCAUACAGCGUCAGGAACAAGAAUCUGUGCGCCUAAAACUUCAACACACUUUGGAUGUAAAAGAACUUCAGGGCCCUGGAUACACCUCAAAUACUUCUGUGAAGCCUCGCAUUCUACAGCCAUCCUCAGCUGUGCGUUCUCAUUCUAACGUACCGUCAUCCCAGUCCACAGCCAGCUUCCUGUCUCAUCACUCUAUGAAACCUAACAUAUUGAAGGAAGAUCCAACAAGGGACUUGAAACAGCUUCUCCAAGAGUUGAGAAGUGUGAUCAACGAGGAACCAGCUGUGCCUCUGGGCAAGCCCGAAGAGGAAGGGAGAACACCAUCCGUGGGGGUCUCCUACGUGGCUGUAGAUGAUAGAGUAAGAGGUUGCAUUACUGAAUCAAGCCUGAGGUUAGAGAGAUGCCUUAGAAGCAACAACUCAUUAAGGGACUCCACUGAAGGUAGCAAAUCCAGUGAUACUCUCAGCAGAGAGCCCGUCACAUUACACACAGGAGACUUGGAAGAUCCAUCUAGUUGCUUUACAUUCCCAUCCACAGCAAGUCCAUCUGUGAAAAAUUCAGCUUCUCGUUCAUUCCAUUCUUCUCCUAAGAAGUCUCCAGUUCACUCACUCCUAACUAGUUCAGUUGAAGAUUCGGUGGGUUCCACAUCACAAUAUAGAUCCACCAAACCUGUUCAUUCACCUGAUCCUGUUAAAGCUUCACAGUCUCAGCCAAUAGAAACAACAGGAAAAACAUGCAGGAAGCUUCAGAACAGACUGGAAAGCUUGCAAACUCUGGUAGAAGAUUUACAGAUGAAGAACCAAGCAAUGUCUUCAAUGAUCAGAAAUCAAGAAAAGAGGAUACAGAAAGUGAAAGACCAGGAAAAAAUGUUACUAAAAUGA